Molecule: messenger RNA, 4821 nt
Organism: Moneuplotes crassus
Lineage: Eukaryota; Ciliophora; Spirotrichea; Euplotida; Euplotidae
Source: the annotation of a GenBank genome assembly
AUGUCAGAAGGCCAAAAGAAGGUGGAAUGCGUUGACUGCAAAAUGAGGUUUGAAACAGGAGGUGAACUAGCCAAUCACCAAAAGAAAUUCUGCAAGCAAUAUAGUAACAUGAGUAAACUUGAUGACAGGCUCAAGAAGUUAUCGGAUAUAAAGCCCGCAGCUGAUCCAGCCAAGGUGAAUAAUGAGUCUAAGAUUGAGCAUAAAUAAGAAGAUAGCAGAUGCUAUAAGUCUUCAGAAUAAACAAGAUGUUGAAAAGUUAGUUAGAGAAGCAAAGAUGUUUGAGGGUAAAAAGAUUAACAACCAAGCUGAAGUUCUCUCAAUCGAAAGAGCACUUAAAGAGAUACAGAAGGAGAAGGCAGGGUACCUCAAGCAAGAUAAAUUAAAAGAGCUAGAUGAGCUUGACAAAAAGAAAAGAGAGAUUGAAGAAAGUAAACUUCAAGUCCAAAGAGAUCUCCAAAAUAUGAGUCAUGAUGUCCGACAUGCAGGCAAUAAUACUCCUAUUAAACAAGUUCAAAACAAAGUGAACAAUUCAGAUUAUCUAAGGAAUCAGGACAGAAGACAUACGAAUGCUUUAAAAUAACCUUGCUGAAGAAAAUUCUCGGAUAAAACUUAAACAAGAAAUUCUUGGUCAAAAGAUGGACCACUACCAACAAAAGGCUGGCAUCCUUGCAUACCAAAAUUCUGCUCCCCGAGGAAGAAGCAAUGAGCCUUCAAAGGAUUCUAAGCUAGCUAACUCUGCUGCCAAGAUACUAAAUUCUUCCUCGGAGUACUACGCUGGAGCGAAGAUAAAUCAGAGUCAAGAGAGGAUCUCGAAACUAAUAGAAGAUCGUAAGAAAACAAUGAACCAGCUUAAAUACGAUCCAGUGUUUGAUGAGAUAGAUCAGUUACAAGCCUCGGUAGACCAAGGUUAUAAUACCGAUAUUAAUAAAUAUCGGGAAAAUAUGAAAAAUUACUCCACAGAUCUUCAAAGCCAGAGAGAAAUGAAGCCUGAGGAGAAGGCACAAAGGCUUAGCAACAUCAGAUCUAAGAUUUCUAACUUUGAUCCUAAUGCCUCUGCUCCAUUUAUAAACUACCAAGCUGCGAAACCUGUUCUAUUCAGGCAGAUGAACAAGCUUGAUAAAAUUAUUAAAAAUGAGAAGAGGAGAGAAGAAGAUGAAGAACGUAAAAGAGUCAAUGAUAACAUGCAUCAAAAACUUCCUAAUUUCCAAGCAAGGAAUCCUAACUACUCUGUGAUAGAGAUGAAGAAUAGAACUGAGCUGAAGGAGCCCAAAAUGAAACAGCCUGUUAUAAUGAACUAUCGUCAGCAAUCAUCAAGGAUGUCUAGAAGAAGCCAACAGCAGGACUCAGAAAGGAAAUCGAGACAAAAUCUGAUCCCUGACUCAAGAACCUUCUUACCAGAUGUUGGGCACUUUAAACAAAAUUUGGAUCGCCCAGAAGACCUCGAAGUUGAAGAAAGAGCGAUCAUGAACAUGUAUGCCCAAGAUUUUGAUGACCUGAAAGUUCUUGAUAUGUUAAAGGAUAACCCUACACUCUACAGCCACAAACUGAACCAGUACAAAGAACUUAGUCAUGCAAGGAUCCAGGCUGAGAAGUUCUUGCAAGAUCAGAGACUUAAGAAAAUCCGUGAACACUUCGGUAAAGAAAGAUAUGAAGAAGAGAGAAAGAUGGAACUUGAAAAUUGGAUGGAUCAACAAGAGAAACAGCUUAUCUCCAGAAGGCUUCAAGAAAGACUGAAUAUGCCAAAGACACCUGAGUAUAUCCCCUCUACUUCAGGGAAGUCAAGAGUUUCUACUAGACCUCAGAGAAUUGAAGAAGAGUAUGAUCCUGAGAUUGGCUUCGGGCUACACUUGGAUUAUGUAGCCAAUAUUGAUAGAGGCACCUGCAAUCAAAUGAAAGCGGCUUAUGCUAUUUUCAAAAAUGAUGAAAUGAUUAUUGGUAACCAAAGCAUGGGUCCUGCUUUGAUGCUUCCUGAUACUUAUUCAAUUACUCAUGAGAAAGCGCAGUUUUCUACCCAAAAUUCAUUAAAGCUUGUAGAAGCUGAUAGGAGUACCAAUUUGAUUAUGGAGAUACAGAUUCCUGAUAUCAGAGAUCCAAAUAGAUUCAAAGCAAUAGGUUGGACUUUGGUAAAUUUGUUCACUGCUAAGCUAGGGAAACUAAACAAGGGGUGAUUCAAGCUCCCUAUGUAUCAGCUUCCAACAAACCCUUAUCUUCAAAUCUCUGAAAUUCCUUACCUCACCCCUAUCAGUGGAUAUGUAUGCAUGAGAAUUUCUAUGAUAGGUGAUGAAAUCAGUCAGAAAAAUUCGAAUCUACAUCCAUCAGAAUAUCUGGUUCCAAUGAUACAUCAAAGAGGAGGCACAAAAAGAAAUGAUAUCCCUCCUCAAAUGCAGAACCAACCUCAAAACAUUCAAAUUGAGCCUGAUAAGCAGGGCAAGGACCCCUUCUACUCUAGUAAUGGGCUACUUCUGUUCCUUCAAUUUCUCAAAAAUUUCCCAACGAACAAAGCUGGUAACUUCACAGUGAGAAGUAGUUUGCUGUUCAAUGAAAAUGCUGCAAAGGAUAAAUUCGGACAAGACUGCUACUGGGUAUCUGACUCAGUCCAAUUUACUGCCAAUUUAGAACAAACACCCCAGAAUAUGUUCAAGAUCCAAGAAGUCACUAAAGUGGAGAACCUUGACCGAAACGAUACUGUACUGCCUAUAAUGAAAACAAAUAUUUGGCACAGGAAUUUCUAUGAUCUAGUCUGGAACUCAAACCUUGAGCAUGACCUUUAUCUCUUCCUAGAAAUUUUAGAGAAUGGCAGCUCGUAUCCAACUGGUGUGACUGUCUUGAAAGUCAAUAACGAAGAUGGAACUGCCAGAGUUGGAUCUCAUGAGCUUCCUGUGUAUAAAUACCCGUUGAAGGAUUACAAAGAUGUUUCUAAAAGUGAGCCAUUAGGUUAUAGUCUUGCUUUGACCAUAAAUGAACCAAAACCUGAUGUAGCUCAACCUCAUCCACAAAGUCCUGAGAUGAAAAUACCUGAUGCCCAACCUCCUUCUGUGCAACCUCCAAAAGAAGAGCAGAAAGUUCCAACUCCCCAAGAAGAAGAAAAGAAAGGUGAAAUAGCCCCUUCUGAUCUUGGAAAGAAAGAUUCAUCAGAGGAGGCAUUUAUUCCAAAUACUCUCAAACAAUACGAUGAAAGUCCCUAUGAUCGAGACGAGAUCAUUGUAGUGUAUGUCGACUCUGCACGCUAUUUACCAGAAAACUGCACCAUUGCCAGGCUAGUAAUGAGAGGGAUCAACCGCGAUGCAGAAAAUAUUAUGAAAACAUUCUCAUCUGUUUGACUAUCUGAGAUGUCAACCUCUCAAAAGCCAUACUUUGGCAUCAGGGAAGAGUUUAUCCGCAAGGAUACUCCAAGUCUAGAUGAUACCACAGUUCUUGUUUUCAGAAUUGAUAGCAUUGAGAGAAAUAAUCACAAACAAGUUGUCGUAGGAUAUGCCUUUUUCCCUCUCUUUGUGGAUCCCAGUACUGGAUUACCAGCCAACCACCCUACUUCAGAUGCUGCUCUACAGACUGGUAAAUACCAAAUUCCUAUUUUCUGUCAGACUCCAAGGCUAGCAAGGCCUUUCAGUUACCAAAAUGUAACUGCUCUUGAGAGAAUCCCAUGAGCUUCGUUACUCAUCAGAAUUGAGAAAGCACCUACAGAUGAUAAAGGCAAGUCUAUUUCCAUUGCUGGUCUUUCUGAAGCCAGAAGAGUUGAGCUAGGCAUGCUCAAGUUACCUCCAAAAUACCAGCAAGGUGAGUACAACAACCGUUACAUUGACUUGAUGAAAGACGAAUUAAAAAUCUACGAAGAAAAGGUCAUAAGAGUUGAUCCCCUUGUAACCGAGGCUAUCAAGCCGCUUAGGAAUACUUAUGAAAAUGAUAAGAAGUUUAAAAAGAAAAUUAAGAAGAUCCUUAAGAAGAAAAAUGUCUCAGCUCUUACGCAUGAUGAGUUCUCAGAGCAUGUUUUCGAGCCUCCUGAAAAAUAUACUACAGAAAUCAUUGACAUUAAUUACUUCUCACAGUAUAUACAUAGUAUUGGGUUCAGAUUCAACAUUGAUUUGGUGUUCAACGCUGAUCCUCGUAUGAUAUAUGUCGCUAUUUGCUGUAUAAACCCACCUGGAAGCCUCUAUCAACAACCAAUAGGUUACGACAAGGUUAUAGAGUUCAAUGAGAUUGACUUCAACAGUCAUGUUAAGGGUCAAAAGUUCCAUGAGUCCUUCUACGCCUUUGUCAAUGUCCCAUCAAACGAGAAUGUGCAUAUGAUCGUUGAUAUUAAAGCUAUUAAAAUCCAUAAAAAGAAGGAAGCAGAGAUUAUAGAUUACGCCUGGACAAUCUAUCCUAUCUUUUCUAAAUUAGAUACAGAUGAAAAUAAGGAUACAGAUGAAGUAUUUAUUAGAUCUGGAUACCACAUGAUGCCCCUCUUCCAAGGAAAGGUUAGAAACGAUGUCGUCAAAGAUUUGGUCAGUGUCAAAGACUGAUGGGAACAUCUAGAGUCUCAGCAACGAUUAAAGGUAGCCCCAAUUUCUCUACUUCCCAAAGCAGGAGUCAUCCUUCGUUGAGUUGACAACCAAAGAGAAGGUCACUUCUCUACUCUUGGAGAUCCAAAUCGAAUAGAUUACUCAUUCUGUCCAAAUCCGAAGAAUUAUCAAUAUAAUGACAAAGUAAGAAGAAAGAUAGAAAAAGGAAAUAAAAUAGCUGAUAUCCUUCCUAAGAACACAGAUAUCAAUAUGGCUCAACAAGAGGUUGACAGUCUUCUCAGGACCAAAUAUAAUUUGUUGCAAUAAAUACUAUUCAGCAUUG